Molecule: messenger RNA, 2583 nt
Organism: Impatiens glandulifera
Lineage: Eukaryota; Viridiplantae; Streptophyta; Magnoliopsida; Ericales; Balsaminaceae
Exons: 5
Coding region: 672-2429 (585 amino acids)
Source: RefSeq, a predicted model, not a curated record
AUGCAAAACUCAUUUCAGCUUAAACCCAAUCAUAUUGACUGAUCUGUGUGAAUUAUUUGAGUUUAUCAUAACUCUCUCUAGCUAAUGAAGAACGUACCAUGUCUUUUCUUAUGAUUGCUUAUUCUGCUUCAAUUACACCUUUAGGGCUGCUAUAUAUAUAUAUAUCAUUCAUUAGUUCAGACUUGAGAGUCAAUUUGAAAUAUAUAAAUUUGGCUGUAUAUCUGAAAUGCUUUAAAGCUUGUAAAGGGUUGUUCUGAUAAAUGCUUCUCCUUCACAUUCAUUCUCAGAAUUGCAUAAUCCUGCUUAAUGAAGAACCCCCACCUUCUCCUUUCAUUGUUUAGAUGUCAAUGUGAUUUCUUCUUGUGUGUACUGUUUCAGGUAAUUCCUUAAAGACAAAUAAACCAUGAAGCAGCAGUCUCUAAUCAAUUAUUAUUCAUCUGAGUGUAGUACUGUUAACGUUAAGACAACUGAGAAUGCAUACAUGGUGACUGGCUUGAGUAUCUAUGGUGUUGAAGACGGUGACACAGUAAUACCUUUCUUGGAUACAUAGCAGUACAUGGGCGUCGAUUCGACCUUAGGCACAUUUCUUUCUUAUUGAACUACAAGAUUUGUUGAAAUUUCGUAUUUAGGGAAGUAAAAAACAAAACAAAAAAGGUGCUAGAAGUAUUGUAAUGGGGUUGCCUCAGCUGUCGUCAAGCAAGAUUGCUGAUGAAGUUGUCUGGCCAUUGAGCACGUUUGUUGUGCAGACUCCACCUCGAUAUAUGAAUUUGAAUGGCUGUGAUUCGAGUGGAGGACAUACUAGCAGUUAUACAGGUUCAGAUACUCUCAACUUACACCAAGAUGGGACUGGCAACAACAUUCAAAGGCUUAAGAUUGAUGCCAAUACUGAGAAAAAUGUUCAUAUCCCGACAUCAAGAAUCCUGGGAUUCAAACCAAGAGAAUCAGACCAAUCUAGCAAUGCAUUUGAGAAUGGAAUACAGAACAACUGCACAUUGGUAAGAAAAAGGUUAUUGUCUCCUUUAAAUGGUAUGCUCCAGCAAGAUCAAUUCAAUGGUGAGUCUGUAGACAUUGGUGAUAGUAAUAUUCAAAAGAGUGGUUUGAAUAAGAUAUUUAUUCUUAAAGAACAUAAAAAAGCUCAUACUGGUGAAUCAAAUUGUUUUGGUUCCUUUAAUGGGUUGAACUCAACAAGAUUAUUUACUGAUGUCCCUGAGGUUGAGAAUAAUAAUGUAUCUCAUCAAAAGACAAAUCUUUCUCCACUAGAAAUCAAGCCAAUAUCAAUUACACCAAAAAAAUGGGUAUCCUCUUCUUUAUCGUCGUCUCCUCUAGGUCCAAAAUUCUCUAGGAAAACAAAUACUUCGUCUGGUGGCCAUGAUGACAACAAUGGCUUAACUUUAAGAGAUGUAGAAGAGUCUCUCGUCGGAAUAGUCCAUGGUUCUAGACAUGUGAGCAAAUCGUUAGAAGAUAUUCACCUUUUUAACCCUGAAAGAGCCAAAGCAGUAUCAGGGAAUUGGUGUUGGGAUCAAACUUCCACUCCAUCAUGUGCCAAGUUUGUCCGAAGUUUAUCAGGUUUAUCGGUUAGAAGGUCUUUGAUCGGUUCUUUUGAGGAGUCAUUAUUAUCAGGUCGUUUAGCCUCUGGCGUAGCCAAUCAGAAAAUUGAUGGAUUCCUUGCGGUUCUCAACAUUACUGGAGGGAGUUUCUCGUUAAAUCCUCAAAAGCUUCCGUUUGCUGUGAACACCGUGGACAGUGAUAACUGUUUACUGUACUAUUCAUCAAUAGAUCUUGGAGGGCAUCUCUCAUUGGAGAAAUGUAGAGGUCCAAAGAUGAGAAGGAGUCUCAGCUUCGAGGACCCUAAAGCUGAAAAGGCCCGUUUGAGAAUACCUAUGAAAGGCUGCAUCCAAUUGGUUCUUAGCAAUCCCGAGAAGACACCAAUACACACAUUCCUUUGUAAAUAUGACUUGAGCGACAUGCCAGUUGGUACAAAGACAUUUCUACGCCAGAAAACAAUUCUAGCAUCUCCCAUAGAAGUUUCUAUACCAGUUAGCAGGGGACAGGGCAAUGCUAAUGCAAAAGGCAAAAUGGAUAUCUUUGAUUCGGACACAAUAUCAAAUUGCUUUAAUGGUAAGAAGAAAACAGUUCAUAAAGAGGACAUGAAUGAAUGUCUAACAGAUGGAGAGAGUCAAACAAGACAAUCUACAGUUCUACGUUAUGCUCUUCACCUCCGGUUCUUAUGCCUAAAUUCAAAGAAAUGUUCGAGGGCAAUGAUGAAGUGCAAAGCAGGUACAGGAAAAGUGGGAAAUGAAGUAGAUAGGAGGUUCUACAUGUACAAUGAUAUGAGGGUGGCAUUCCCUCAACGUCAUUCAGAUGCAGAUGGUGGGAAGUUGAAAGUUGAAUAUGACUUCCCUUCUGAUCCCAAGUAUUUUGAUAUCUGAUUAUCAUCUAAGGUCUAUCUCCUCUUCCUCAAGAGUUAAGUCUGUUGUUUUUGUACAUGUCCUACAUUUGUAUGUUGUACAUUUGACCUUUCUUCUUCAUCCUUUGUAUAGAUUUCAUCUCAAUAAGAAAAAAAGGGAAACCUGUUUCUUUUUA